Melospiza georgiana is the source of this 1663-nucleotide messenger RNA. It is a transcript of the gene STUM, whose product is annotated as stum, mechanosensory transduction mediator homolog. Bases 1 to 405 code for a protein of 134 amino acids. NCBI's taxonomy places the organism in Eukaryota, Metazoa, Chordata, Aves, Passeriformes, Passerellidae. The record is from RefSeq and is a predicted model, not a curated record. The transcript is spliced from 4 exons.
AUGGAGCCCUCGCCCAAGGACGGCGAGAGCGCGGCGGCCGCCGAGCCCGGGCGGGGCGGCGCGGCCCCGUCCAGCGGCGUGGUGGUGCAGGUCCGGGAGAAGAAGGGCCCCCUGCGCGCCGCCAUCCCCUACAUGCCCUUCCCCGUGGCCGUCAUCUGCCUCUUCCUCAACACCUUCGUGCCGGGGCUGGGCACGUUCGUGUCGGCCUUCACCGUGCUCUGCGGGGCCCGCACCGACCUUCCCGACCGGCACCGGUGCUGCGUCUUCUGGCUCAACAUCGCCGCCGCCCUCAUCCAGAUCCUCACGGCCAUCGUCAUGGUGGGCUGGAUCAUGAGCAUAUUCUGGGGCAUGGACAUGGUCAUCCUGGCAAGCUACAAGGAGCAGGGGAUCCCACAGCAGCUCUAGUGGCUGGGACAAGUGUGGUCAGAGAAACGCGGCGAGAGAUUUCCUCUGGCAGCCUCUGGGCCACGGACCUUUUCAUUACCCUUUGUCUCUCUUCUUGUCCCUUUGUUUUGUCUCCCUGUGUCUGCCCGUGCCCGUCCAGCGGAGCGGAGAUGCAGAGCGGCCGGCGCAGACUUGCACUGACGCCCCGAGCAGCCGAGAUGAGGCGAGCACGGCUUGGCUUGGACUGGUCCCAGCCCACCAGGAGGACGAGGGUGCCAGGACAAGGACACACCCUUGGCAAAGGUGGCACCUGGGUGGGCAGCUGAACCAAGGCAGGGAGAGAUCCUGCCUUCACUCUGCUCCCAGGGGGAUGUCGCUGAAGAUGUUCUGCCUUCUUUUUGUGCUUGCUGGUUGUGAAAAUCAAAUGCCAAGGAGCUGUUCAUAGAUACACGUACAGGAUAUAAAAGCAAACCAGUGGUACUUCCUUCCUGCCCCGAGAGUCCAUCUGUGACUGCUUUGCAGCAUUGGGGGGUCCAACCCAGCCCCCUCUGCUGCCUGUGUAUGUAAGAUGUUCACUGAAGCUCUGUCCCUGCAGAUGUCUUGAGAAACGUGCUUGCUGUAAAUCCUAUUGUACUGCUGAUGUGACCGGGGCCAUCCCCUGCUUCCACCCGCUGCCACCAUGCAAGGACCAGAGCUGCCAUCAGCCCAGGGGACACUUUUCCUAGCACAGGACUGGUGUCCUGCAGCACCUCGCCUCUAGGGCAGCAAGUACUGCCCAAAGCCUCUCAUAUGAAACAAUACUGGGGGAGCCAAAGAACCUUUCCUGCCCCUGGAAGGGACUUGCUGGCAGUGUCUCCAUGCUUUGGAAAUGGAUCCCCUCAGAGCACGACAAGUGCUCCUGGCUGAAGCAGCAGCCCAGCUCUGCUUGCCCAGGGUAAAAUUUACCACCCAGCGUUUUCACACCACCUCCUGAAGCACUGCAGAGGGGACAACACCUCCCUCCACCUCCUGUGGGAGCUGUGACCAGCUGCAAACCAGCACAGCCAGAGGGCACAGCCAGAGCCUCUCCUCUGGUCCCAAGUGCAUGGCCCCCAGCUAACCCAGCACCAUCAGCUGCUUUGUACAUGUAGAUGUUUGACAUGCGAGUUUUACAGCUAAAGAGUGAUCGUGGGUAAUGAAGAAUAAAUGCAGUUGCUGCACCCCCAUCUGCCAGCAACACAGAAUUUUUCUGCUGCUCCUUUCUGAUUAUGCAGGUUUCUCAAAAAAACAAACAAACAAA